Messenger RNA from Anopheles funestus (African malaria mosquito), 1752 nucleotides. RefSeq lists its product as uncharacterized. The transcript has 4 exons. The record is from RefSeq and is a predicted model, not a curated record. NCBI's taxonomy places the organism in Eukaryota, Metazoa, Arthropoda, Insecta, Diptera, Culicidae. Bases 173 to 451 code for a protein of 92 amino acids.
UUCUACCCCUGGCGCUGGGAAGUCUACCAGAGCGCUGGUUAUUAAACCCUCACCAGUAACAGCCUAAUCAGUCUUGAGUUAUCUAGCACCACGAACAGUUGGCAAUCCGGCAGCUGCUAGCUGAGUAUUUGAAUCUUAACACCCGUAACAACACAAAAACACUCAACCGAAAAUGUUCAAGUCGCAUCUGGAAAUGAUCGGAAGCUACGAGCCCAUCAGCAAGAAGGCUCGCUUCUUCAACACCUACCUUAAGUCGCUGAAGGGAUCCCAAGACAUCAUGGCCAAGGAGAAGCGCAGCUACAGCUCGUCCUUCGAAUCGCAGAGCAUCUACAGUGACUCGAAAUUCGCCUGCGAAAGAGUCAAGUCGCCCGGCUACCACUACAACCCGGUCAGCAAGGACACUUAUGGCGUUACGCCGAGAAAGAUCAACGCACGCGAUUUCACCCGCUAAACAUCGUGUAGCAGUAAUAUCUUUUUGUCUUAAUGUGUCCCUAAGUUCUUGAACAAGUACUACACCAAGAAAACAAAACAAAACAAAAAAAAAACCAAACAACAAACAUCUACCAAUGUAAUGAUAUAGAUUUUAACCUUCGAAUGACAGAAAAAGACACAUCACCAGUCCGAAACUACAGACAGGCACACCGGUACAUCUACAAGAAGAAAAAAAAUCCUAAAAGAAAAGCACAAGCGCUAGAUGUUGAUGAUUAGUGAGUAUGAAGGUUUUUUUUCUUGUGUGUUCCUCUCAUGAGUCGAACCAGGGCUGACUCGUGUUCCCGUUGUGCGAAUUAUGACGCAAAACGUGACCAUUCCCGGCGGGCAAGUACCCAUCGAACAGGGUGGAAAGAUCAGCAGCCACACACGCGCCGAUAACAACAAGCGCGGCGAGUUUCUAUUUAUGUUUCUCGAGAAAGUUGCAGAACUAAGAUACUGCACAACAUGAACGCGCACGCACACACACACACGUACACGUACAAGGACGGACGAACGGCAACACACUUCUAACGAACUCGACCUGUUAAACAGCAGAACAUGCAAAAUUCGAUGUAGAAAGGAAUGAUUGAAAAAGAAAAUUAAAAGACGACAAACAACUGCACGGACUAACUAUUUUCGAACAGCAGCAUGAAACCAGAUAACAGCUAGAUAACAUCGACAGCUAGAUAAUCUACAAGAUCCCAAGCAAGCGUUUCAAUCGAUCGUUCCCAAUAUCCCGAUCGAGCAUUAAGAUCAUCACCAUCUCGGGUAUUGUGGAUACUGUGGACAACAACAAAACAUCUAACGACAUCUUUCGAGGAAUGGAAUGGAAACUCCCAAUGGUAGUCUGCUGGGGAUGCGAGCGUGAUGUGAUCAUCGAAAUGGUAGAUCGGAAAUCUAGAGUCACCCGUAGCGGAAUAGCCAACAAUGUUUCUACCGGAACAGCUAGAAACAAAGAUAACUGACCAAGACAUACUGAGCAAACGACGAGCAAAGUGCGCAUAUCAUAUCGAGAACAACCAAGAGAUCCAUUCGACCAGCUGGGAAAGGAAGCUGGGUAAUUGCGCGAAACAACCGUAUAUCCUGCAAGGAAUCUCCCACAAGAACACACACACACUUACAAACAAAACAACAACAAAAAAAAACACUAUAUUUUUCUUUUCAUUUACCAUUAUGUGUAAAAUAUUUUUUCUUUUAUUCGUAAAGUCAAGGCUGUAUAAGUUAUGAGAGCGAAAUGAAUAAAACAAAAUAAUAAAAAAAGAAUAAAAUCGUCGAAACGAA